CAACGAUGCCAUGCCAGACGCUUUCAAUUCGGUAGAGCCUGCGCAGCUUUCAUUUCUGGCGAUCUACAAUCCGCGCCUCGGUCCGACCGACGAAACCAUCCAGGACCAGGUCGUCUUCUAUACCUCCAAGUCCAGCAGAUCGCGCCGGAUCGAGAGCUCGACAGUAACGAACGAUGACAAAGAAGUAAAUGGCGAGUGGAACGAGAGGUUGCGCCAGAUAGGUCUGGCGCAGGGCAUGGUGAGCUUUGCCAGGAACUUCUCGCAAGGCAAAGCUAUAGACUAUGUGGAAACGGGCAAGUCUCUUAUUGUCUUGCAUGAACUGGAGAAGGACUGGUGGGUAGUAGCGUCCAUCGACCUCACCCGACUUCCAAACAAGGACGCUUCUCAGAAACCCUCCUCUCAGCGCGAUUCUCCUGAGGCUCCCGCCUUUUACUACUCCUCUCGAGAGAUAUGUCCCCCGUCGCUGCUGAUCCAGCAACUCCGCCGGGCACACUCGCUUUUCCUCCUUCACCACGACUUUACGCUUGAUGCCUUGUACGAACGCGUUGGCCGGCCCACAUUCUGUACUUUUCUCGACCAUUUUUGGCGGGGAUUCUCCUGGGGCUGGGAUGUUCUGCUCAGCGGGAAUCCAGCUGUCGAUAUCUACAAUGGGAUCAAACUCUCGGCUGGUGGCGAGCUAGGUGUAGGAGUCGGCGAGGAGGAGUGGGGGAGCGGAGAAAGAGCAGUUCUGGAGGACUUUAUAAGCCGGACUGACGGCCUUGUGGAUCUGGUUGUCUCCAGAUUUGGUAAUUCGUAUGCGCCGAAGGAGACCGCCGACGAGUCAGACGACGAAAGACGGUGGCUGGGUUCGAACAGCUUUCCCAGUCCGUCAGACGGAGUGGUCUUCUCAGGAACAGGCGCCAUCUCACGAUCUACUUUGGCCCGAGUUUCCCAGUGGAUGGAAUGGGUCUAUAGGUACGGUGUUGAUGCAUACGGAAUUGGCGAAGACCCGACCUCGCCCCGGCGUCGAAAGCGGCGAAGGCAAAAGGGCCGCUCCUCCACGAAAGACGCAAAGUUGCCGCCUGGCACGUCGAACGACCCCCAGGUUACAAGUCCAGAUCGCAGUUUCUCUCCCGGCAUCCCACCUCCACUAGUAUUAGGAGCACCACAACCUUCUCAGUCUGCUCAUGAUAAUGAGGACGCAGCAGAAGCCCCUGCAAGUGAAGACGGCUCCUCCUCGGCCGGGGGAAGCGAACAAGGGAAUGAUUGGAUGCGACUCAGGACGGGGACUGUUGUGAAGUACCUGACUCUUGGGUACGGUUCUACCUGGGGGAACUCAUCUGCGGCCAGCUCCCAUCCUCGCGUCGAGGCCUUAAAACGAGAGGACAGGUCGCCCAGCAAGGACAAGCAAUCGGGUUCGUCCGCAGAUGCGCAACCCCAGGAUGCGUCCACAGAAACCGCAUCCCAACCAGGGGAUACUGCGAGACCCAAGAGUUGUGGAAAAUUCCUUGUCGGAUCCCAGGACUGGCUGGAGAAACCAUCAGGGAGUCCUGAUUUAGACGAGUUGUCAGAACCAGCCGAGAUCUCGCACAGGACCCUGCAUGUUCACCUAGGAGAGCCAUCAGAACAGAAUGCGACCGUUGCCACGAAACUACGUGCAGUCAUCUAUAUACACCAACCCUUCAUAUACACAUUCCUCUUCGAUUCCGAGACGCCCUCUCUCACCGACCACGCCUUCUACCAAAGCAUCCACCUCCAACUCGCACCCAUCCAAAAAGCCCUAAACAGCUCCACCUCACCAGCAACAGCCGCGUCGCGAAUAUCCAUGUCUCGAAGCACAACCGACAUCAACCACCGAUUCACCACCAAAAACAAACCCAUCUACGACCUCGUCUACGACCCAUCCAACCUCACAAUCCGCUCCUCCAUCCCCAACAUCCCCGACCUAGGCAUCUCCCCCGCCGACCCUCCAAGCCCGAGUGUACACACACCCUGGUCCCGCGUCGAGAGCCUCAACAUCCACCACCGACUGCUCAGCACCUACGUCGAGACGCGCGCCCGACCUCUCGAAACCGAACGCACCUGCAAAACCAGCCGCGGCUGGUGGGUCAUCUGGGUGCGCAUGUCUGACUCAAACCGCCGGAGCAGCGAAUCCGACCUGUCAACCGCAGACGACAGAGACGGAGACCUGCAGCAUCAGGAGGCGUUCGUCAUCCGGAAAUCAAGCGACCAUGUCCCCGCUGUGGCCCACAGUCGCAGCGGGAGCGGCACCAGGUUCUUCAGGGACCUGGGAGGGGCGCCGUCAUCACCGGGACUGCCGUCUUCGUCGUCCCGGGCGGCGGACACAGGACCGGGAAAACUUGUUGAGGGGUUGGGGUUGGACGCGAGGCGGUAUAUUGAGAAUUUAUUGAGUUUGAAUAGAUAAUUGACAUACUUUGGGGGUGGGUCGCAAUCGGACUG
This is a messenger RNA of Aspergillus candidus, 2439 nucleotides long. RefSeq lists its product as uncharacterized. Gene Ontology annotation, cellular component: intracellular membrane-bounded organelle; Mon1-Ccz1 complex. The transcript has 5 exons. The coding region runs from base 11 to 2404 and encodes 797 amino acids. NCBI's taxonomy places the organism in Eukaryota, Fungi, Ascomycota, Eurotiomycetes, Eurotiales, Aspergillaceae. Gene Ontology annotation, biological process: vesicle-mediated transport. The record is from RefSeq and is a predicted model, not a curated record.